Colletotrichum phormii is the source of this 1593-nucleotide messenger RNA. RefSeq lists its product as uncharacterized. The transcript has 3 exons. The coding region runs from base 1 to 1593 and encodes 530 amino acids. Lineage: Eukaryota; Fungi; Ascomycota; Sordariomycetes; Glomerellales; Glomerellaceae. The record is from RefSeq and is a predicted model, not a curated record.
AUGUCCCGCCCCAGCAGCAGUCGACAGAAGCUGAAGCUCUACCAAUACACGACUGUCCAGCCAUACGGCCAGCCCCAAUACGAGAACCCUCCAAAACUACAGGUCCGUCCGGGAGGUCUUCGGAACUUCAAUCCACAGACCUAUGUCCCCCCUAGAAAACAGGCCCAAAUUGAGGUUAUCGAGCUCCUAUCCGGGGGCCCCAGAGGCGGCGCUCAGGUACUUCUUUCCAAAAUCGUCCACGCACCCGCUGAAUACAGGUCGUCCCAUGCCCCAUUCCCAGGCAGUCCGCGCAAGAAGAACUCGGGACAAGCGCCAAGUUUGGUCGUCGCCAAGGUCUUUGACCCAUUGUUCUUCGAAGGGAAUAAUGAAUAUAUCUGCGCGUUGUUCGGCAACGAUGUGUUCGCGGAGCAGCUCUUGAGUCGCGAGUCUGGAGCAUACGAGUACAUCUACGAGAAAGGCAAGCCUAAAGGCCCUACACCUCAUUCCAAGCGGAAGGGCAAGCGAUGGGAAAACGACAACAGCAUGACUGGCCAUCCCCACCUCACCCCGCAGUACUACGGAACAUGGGCAGUCAAGAUCGAGCGCGGCGACCACAAAUACGAUUGUGCCGGCUUGGUUUUGAUGGAUUUCACCGACUCGCAUGGACAAGUCCAGAGAAAGAAGGCAGAAUUGACCGAGCCUUUCCGGUUGAAUGUCUUCCGUCAGAUCAUCCACGAGCUGGUGGUCCGCAUCCACAUUGGUUUCGAACACGAAGACUUCGACCCCGAGAACAUCUUCCUCACGUUUCGCGACCACGGUGCGGUCGAUGACCUACGCGAGCUCCACGAGCCGCGGCCUGUCUUGCUUGAUCUGAACCUUAGCCAAGUCUUUUGCAAGACCAAGGAUGCAAACGAGCCUGAUGGACCGCAACACCGUCUCGAGUGGCUUCCCUUACCCCCCCACCCCUUGGAAAUUACUUCCCGCAAUGCCAUGGGGCUUUUCAUCGGCUGGUUUGACCCCGAUUGGUCGACCAAGAGGUUUGAUGAGUGGUUGGUGCAAGAGUUUGGUCCUUUGGAGGAGGGCUCGGCGGAGGGCUCGACUGGGAAGUACUCUACGUUUGCCACUCUGGAUGCAAUCGAGGCCGGAAAGGACGAGAUGAUGGAAGAGGACCUACUCGCGGACACUGCGCAAAUGGUUGAUACCGAAGAAGCGCGCGCUCUCGCGUUGGAGCCUCUUGUGGCGAGCACGCAAGGCCUUACGCUGGAGGACUCCCCGGCAAAGACGACAUCGCCGCGCCCGAGCCCCCCGCGCGCCGACUGGUACGCCGAGGACAUGGAGCCGCACGACAUCUCUUCUGGCGCAAGCAGCCGCACGAGCAGUCGCCCAAGCAGUCGCACGAGCAGCCGACAGUCCCAUCGAUCUGACGAGUCAACUGGAACGGAGAGUGGAAGUGAUAAUGUCCCUCCACUCCGCAGACACCCGUCAUUCAAGAGUCCUACCCUCAAGCGCCGGAUCCUACCUAGCGGCCCGACCUCCGCUCGCGGUGAGACAGAGCAACUUGUGAUCAAGCAGGCCGGGGAGGACUCGGGCAUGGAUACCAUUGAGGAGGAAUAG